Messenger RNA from Microthlaspi erraticum, 645 nucleotides. The record is from the annotation of a GenBank genome assembly. Lineage: Eukaryota; Viridiplantae; Streptophyta; Magnoliopsida; Brassicales; Brassicaceae.
AUGUCGGACGACGAGAGAGGUGAAGAGUAUCUCUUCAAGAUAGUGAUCAUCGGAGACUCCGCCGUCGGCAAAUCCAACCUCCUCACCCGCUACGCCAGGAACGAGUUCAAUCCCAACUCAAAGGCCACGAUCGGCGUCGAGUUUCAGACUCAGAGCAUGGUCAUCGACGGCAAGGAGGUCAAAGCUCAGAUUUGGGACACCGCCGGCCAGGAACGCUUCCGCGCCGUCACAUCCGCCUAUUACCGCGGCGCCGUCGGAGCUCUCGUCGUCUACGACAUCACUCGCAGCUCCACCUUCGAGAACGUCGGUCGCUGGCUCGAUGAGCUCAACACCCAUUCGGAUACAACAGUAGCGAAAAUGUUGAUUGGGAACAAAUGCGAUCUGGAGAGCAUAAGAGCGGUGAGUGUUGAGGAAGGCAAGAGUCUUGCGGAGUCUGAAGGAUUGUUUUUCAUGGAGACAUCGGCGCUAGACUCGACGAACGUGAAGACGGCUUUCGAGAUGGUGAUUCGGGAAAUCUAUGGAAACAUUAGUCGGAAGCAGCUGAAUUCCGAUUCUUACAAAGAGGAACUCACCGUGAAUCGUGUUAGCUUGGUUAAGAACGAGAACGAUGGGACGAAGUCGUUUUCUUCUUGCUGUUCGAGGUAA